AUGAAUGAUACAAAUGAUUGUGAAGUUCUUCCUUGGUCUGAACAGGCAGCAAAAACAGUUAAACCACUUCUUUAUAUAUGUAUUAUAGCAACAAUUAUUCAUGUUCUAUUUUGGAUUCAAUUAAUUGCAUAUCCAAUAGUUCGUCAAUGGUCUAUGCAAUGGUUAUACGCUUAUUUAACUAUUGAUUUAUUAUUACUCGUUCGAUUCUUUCUACUUUAUGCUUAUCGAUGGUGGCCAACAUGUGUACCAUAUUUUCUUCGUAGUAUUAUUUGUUAUUGUGAAGCUAUAUUUGAUAAUUAUUUUAAUCUAUUACAAAGUUAUAUACUUUUAGCAUUAAACAUAUGUCGUUAUCUACAAAUUGCUCAUGGACAUAAUGUUUAUUCAUCAAAUCGUUAUACUAUUUUAAUUGCACAUUUUCUUAUUUAUUUUUUACCAUUAUUUGGUCAUAUUGUAGCAAUUAAAUAUAGUUGGACAGUACUACAAAAUCCGCCUGGUGAUGCAUGCGAUCUUUUACCAGUUUCCUUGACUAUUCGGAUUAUUUUUCUUCUUCUAUCUUAUUUCAUCCCGGUUAUAUUAACAUUAGUCUUUCUUUUCUUAAGUCUUAAUUAUGUUCGUAAUACAGAUGGUAUACGAACACAAGAAAUAGUUGAUGCUCGACAGAAAUAUCAUCGUCAAAUAGUAAAACAAUCAGGUGUAUUCUAUUCACUUUGGAUUAUAUUAUGGUCACCACAUCUUCUUGUAUUUCCAUUUUAUUAUAAAAAUAGUACAAUUGGCACAAUUGCGCAAUUAUUAAAUUAUAUAAAUAUAACACUUGAUCCAAUAAUAAUAGCUGCACUUGACGUAAGAUUUUUACAAGCGUGGCAAUCAACUGGUGAUUAUUUGAAAAGAUCUGUUAGGCUAUAUCAAGCAGUGAAAGUUCCGGUGAUUCUAACAUCAACUUCAACCGAUUCGAGUCAUCAAAAAAAAUGA
This is a messenger RNA of Adineta steineri, 969 nucleotides long. Lineage: Eukaryota; Metazoa; Rotifera; Eurotatoria; Adinetida; Adinetidae. The record is from the annotation of a GenBank genome assembly.